AUGCACGCCCUCUACCUCUCCCUCCUCCUCCCAACCACUGUCCUCGCCUCUUUCAACCUCCUCUCCCUCCCCGAAUCCGCCGGUGACCUCCCCGACGUCCCCUCUGGCAUAACCCCAAAUCCAUCUUGUAUCGCCGCCUACAACGCCACAAUCGACUGCGACUCCUCCGUAGUCACCAACUCCUUCGGCGACUCGCAAAGGCCCACAGCCGCCGAACUCGACAAAAUCUGCACAUCUGCAUGUUUAACCUCACUCCGUAAAUGGGUCAGAGGAGGGGAAGGAUGUGAGGGGGAGACGUUUUUGAAUUAUUUUGGACUUUUGAGUGAGAAGUUUUUCGAUGAGGAUGUGGGAAGGAAUGCUACUGCGACGGAUGUUUGGCAGUAUUAUAUUACGGCGGCUUAUCAUACUAAGUGUUUGGUUGAUUCCUCAUCAAAAACCUACUGCCUCCUCGCCCCCGAAACCCCAGGUUACACCCAACCAGGCCUAUUAAAUACUUCAAACCCAGAUGCCCUCUGCAAAGAAAACACCUGCGCGACACAAUCCGCCUAUCUUUUCUCCCCGAUAAAAACAAUCUACAAAUAUGAUCCAACAAACAUCACCGAAUCCCGAGAUCGAGAAGAAUCAAACGGUGAUUUACCAAUGUUGACGUUGGAGGAAGCUUGUCCUGAUAUUGAUACUUCGGAGUAUCCGUUGAGAGAGGAGGAUGUUACGGCUGAGAUGUUGAAGAGUGGAAGUACCGGUGGGAAUGGGAAUGGGAAUAAUAAUGGAGGUGCUACUAAGGAUGGUGAUAAACCGGGUGCUGCUGUUGGGAUGAAUAUCGACUCGAGGAACUUGAUGGCGGCGGUGGUCGUGGGGUUUGUGGGAUUGUUGGCUUUUUAA
Molecule: messenger RNA, 879 nt
Organism: Orbilia oligospora ATCC 24927
Lineage: Eukaryota; Fungi; Ascomycota; Orbiliomycetes; Orbiliales; Orbiliaceae
Exons: 2
Coding region: 1-879 (292 amino acids)
Source: RefSeq, a predicted model, not a curated record